CUUUAAUUGUUCAGCGUUUGCCGAACUCGGGAGUGGCUUUUGGCGACCUCUGGGCGCGCGCAGCGACGCACGAGCGCAUAAAGGUGGAUCUGGGACAAUGUGUGUGUAGCCCCGGAAGAGACAAAGGGAUUAUAACAUCGGAGCUUUUCUUGUCUUUUUUUAAAUUAAGUGUAGAAAACAGGCAAGUUCCGAGGUUAGAAUGAAGCGGGUCAGACCAGGUUUUUACUUGAAGGAAAUAAACCAAACCUCGUGGAGAGUGCCGGAGCGGUACCAGGACCUGAAGCAGGAGGGGGUGGGAGCGUACGGAACAGUGUGCUCAGCUCUGGACACCAGAACAGGAGCCAAAGUUGCAAUCAAGAAGCUCUACAGACCCUUCCAGUCUGAAAUCUUUGCAAAGCGGGCCUUCAGGGAGCUGAGGCUUCUCAAGCACAUGAAACACGAGAAUGUGAUCGGUCUGCUGGAUGUGUUCACGCCAGACCUUAGUUUGGACAGGUUUCGGGAUGUUUUUAUAGUGAUGCCGUAUGAGCUGACAGAUCUGGGAAAGUUGAUGAAGAAGCUUAAGCUAUCAGAUGAAAAAAUAAAGUAUCUGGUUUAUCAGAUGCUUAAAGGUCUUAAGUACAUUCAUUCUGCUGGCGUGAUUCACAGGGAUUUAAAACCAUCAAAUCUUGCUGUCAACCAGGACUGUGAGCUCAAGAUUUUAGACUUUGGUUUGGCACGGCAGACGGACAGUGAGAUGACGGGGUACGUUGUGACUCGCUGGUACCGGGCUCCAGAGGUCAUGCUGAACUGGAUGCAUUAUACACAAACUGUGGAUAUUUGGUCGGUGGGCUGCAUCAUGGCAGAGAUGCUGCAAGGAAAACCUCUUUUUAAAGGGACCGACCAUCUAGAUCAGCUGGACCAGAUCUGGAAGGUCACAGGAACGCCGACCAAAGAAUUCAUAUCAAAACUGGAGUCGGAGGAUGCUAAAGAAUACCUAAAGAAUGUGUCACCAAUGCCCAAAGCAGAUAUGCAGAAGUUGUUUUCUGGUGCUGGUCCACAUGCUGUGACGGUGUUGGAGCACAUGCUGCAGCUGGAUCCGGAGGCCCGGAUAACGGCUGCAGAGGCGCUCACCCUGCCUUACUUUGCAGAGUUUCGAGAACCAGACGAGGAGACGGAGGCUGAGCGGUACGACGAUGUGAUUGACAACUCCGACCUCAGUGUGGAUCAGUGGAAACGACAUGUCUUCACUGAGAUCUUGACCUUCAAGCCUGUUUUGUCAAAUUCCAAAGAAUCUGCCCUUUAAGACUCCCAAGCUGAUGACUAGAACAAAUUAAACGUCGCCUAAAAUCUGCAAUUUGAUCACAAGGCCUAAUGAAGCCUGCUCAGGAUGUUCAGAUGUCAAACAGCUGUAAAAUAACUCUUGCAGCAUUAAAGCACAAAGUUUUA
Nothobranchius furzeri (turquoise killifish) is the source of this 1425-nucleotide messenger RNA. RefSeq names its product mitogen-activated protein kinase 12a (gene mapk12a). Gene Ontology annotation, cellular component: cytoplasm; nucleus. Gene Ontology annotation, molecular function: ATP binding; MAP kinase activity. Gene Ontology annotation, biological process: protein phosphorylation; intracellular signal transduction. NCBI's taxonomy places the organism in Eukaryota, Metazoa, Chordata, Actinopteri, Cyprinodontiformes, Nothobranchiidae. The record is from RefSeq and is a predicted model, not a curated record.